Molecule: messenger RNA, 780 nt
Organism: Myzus persicae (green peach aphid)
Lineage: Eukaryota; Metazoa; Arthropoda; Insecta; Hemiptera; Aphididae
Exons: 1
Coding region: 1-780 (259 amino acids)
Source: RefSeq, a predicted model, not a curated record
AUGCCCCAACCAACUGAGGAACAAUGGAAACGAGUAGAAGAAAAGUUUUGGCAAAUCUGGAACUAUCCAAAUUGCAUAGGUGCAUUGGAUGGAAAGCACUGCGUUUUUGAAAAACCGCCAAAAACAGGGUCCAUGUACUUUAACUACAAAAAAGAGUUCAGUAUCGUCUUGUUAGCUCUUGUUGACGCAGAUUACAAAUUUAUAUCUGUAGACAUUGGUGCUUACGGGAGGAAUAGUGAUGGUGGAGUUUUUAAAUCAUCAUCCUUAGGACAAGCCCUUGCUAAUGGUAGUUUAAAUAUUCCUCCACCAAAACCAUUACCACACUCGGAUGUAAUCGUCCCCCAUGUGAUUAUCUGCGAUGAAGCUUUUCCAUUAACUCCUAAUACAAUGAGACCGUUUCCAGGGAAAAGUCUAGAAAAUAAUCGAGACAAUAAGGUUUACAACUAUCGCCAUUGUCGAGCUAGAAGAGUUGUCGAAAACGCAUUCGGUAUACUGUCGAAAAAGUUUCAAAUCUACAACAGGAAAUUCAACUUUAAACCAGAGCAUAUGGACAUAGUUGUAAUGGCGACGACAGUUUUACAUAAUUUUUUACGCAACGAUAACUGUCACUGGCAGCCAGGUGAAUUGGAAGAUACAACACCUACAAGAGGAUUGAAUAAUUUUACUGGUGUUGGAGGAAACAAUCCACGAGAAGCCUACAAUAUUAGAGAAAAUUUCAAACAGUUUUUUGUCUCGGAUUAUGGUUCAGUUCCAUGGCAGUGGGAAAAGGCCUGUACCUAA